This is a messenger RNA of Yamadazyma jaroonii, 1884 nucleotides long. Lineage: Eukaryota; Fungi; Ascomycota; Pichiomycetes; Serinales; Debaryomycetaceae. The record is from the annotation of a GenBank genome assembly.
AUGUCAGAGUCUCCUAAACCAAAACUAAGUAGACCCGAUAGACCUUGUGACUCGUGCAGGAAACGGAAAUCAAGAUGUGUAUUUGAAGAUGAUAGUGCCAUUUGUUUCUUAUGCAAGUUUCAUAAUUUCCAAUGUGAAUUUAAUUUACCUCCUUUACAGAAGAAGAAAAAGAAGAAUGAAUCAACUCCUACCAAACCUCCGAAACAAUCAAAAGUUCCCGUUGUAACUCCAACUUUACAUACCUAUUAUCUUGGAGGUAAUAAUGAGUUUGAUGGGGUUAUCUUCAAAGACUUAUUGCCUAAUCCAGAAAUCGAUUUAAAUCCCGUUGGGUCUCGAUACGUUAUCAAACGUAAGAUAAGAAAACAAGCGGGAGAUUUGUUCUUGGAAGUUGAAGGAAGUAUUGAAGAUGUUGAAUAUGAUAAACAACAAAUUCAGAAAAUCAGUGAAUUUGUUGGUGAUUCAGGUCCAGGUUUAGUUUCACUAUAUUUUAGAUUCGUUCAUGGUACUUUCCCUAUCAUUUCCGAAAAGAAUUUCCUUGAAAAUUAUAAGAAAGAUAUAAAUCUUAUAGAUCCUUGUUUAUUAGCAUGUUUAUAUUUAUUUGCUUUGAACUGGUGGUCAUUAUCUCUUGAUUUAUCGGGAUUAAUUCAACCUUCUCAGAGUGAAUUGGAAAAGAUAGCCGAAACCAUCUUUUAUAAGAAAUUAAAGACUCCUACCCUUUCAACCAUUCAAGCUGGAUUGCUAUUGAUCCAACAUCAAAGUUUUAGAGAUAAGUAUGAUAAUCCUAGUAAUUGUUGGCCAAUACAAUCAGCAUUAUGGGGAGCUGCUCAAUGUUUAGGGUUGAAUCGAGAUCCUUGUAAUUAUAAUAUUCCUGAAUGGCAAAAGUCUUUAAGAAAAAGAAUCUCUUGGGCCAUUUAUGUUCAAGAGAAAUGGUUCUGUAUUACAGUAGAUAAAUCUUCCCAUAUAAAUGAUGAUGAUUGGACAGUUGGAGAUUUAGAUGAAUUCAAAGAUUUCACUGAUUCUGAAGUUUCCGCUAAUGGUGGUACCAAUACCCUUGAAGGUAGAAUCGAUGAAUCUAUGGGGAUAAAGUUAUUCUUGGAGAAAAUCGAAUUAAGUAAAUUGGCUGAUGUUAUACUAAAAGAACUCUGUUCAUUGAAAUCUAAACAAUAUUUCGAUAAUCUAGAGAUUUCUGAUCCUGUGACUCAACUUAAAUCCAUUCUCAAUAAGAUCAAACCUUUACAAAUCCAUUUGACCAAUUGGGAAUCUCAAUUACCAAAGGUAUUGUUGAUUGAACAAAACAUCGAAAGGGGUUUAAUCUCCGGAGCUCCAAAUAUCUAUAUCUCCAAUUUCAGUGCCCAGAUCACCAUUUUAAGACCAGUUCUUCGACUUUUAAGUAAAAUCAAGAACCAACAAAAAGUCGUCGAUAGGGAAUUCAUGGGUAUAAGAGACAUUGUCUUCAAUAGAUGUAUCAUAAUUUUUGAAAAUAUCUUGAGAUUUGUUAAUGAGUUAAAAGCUGAACAUUUACAGACAUUCUGGUACACCAGCGCUCGUGUAGGUUUUAGUUAUAUCGUUAUCUUCGGGUAUUAUUUGGCAUUGAUCAGUAAAAACUCCACUGAAUACAACAAAUGUAUUGAACUUCUAGAGAAUUAUGUAUGGAAACUUAAAAUUAAUAAUAAGAAUGCUGAAUUUUUCCUGCAUUCCAUCCUUUGGUGGAGUCAGUUGAAUAAAUUAUUGAAAAAUGUAGGCAAUCACGGGUAUAACUUUGAAGAAGAGACAUUAUCAGAACCAGAAAUUAUGCCUCCUAGUGUACCUUCAGGCAAUUUCUUGCUGCCUCAUUUGUUUAAUUUGGAUAGUAUUGAAGAUUUUAUUAUGAAUUUCCAUAGUUAG